CCUUUCAUGGAUUGGUGUCCUGUGCGGCGGAACAAUGGGACUUGUUCUGCUCCUUCUGCUCAAACAUUAUAUUAAUGAUACGUUGAUGUUGAUCAUAUGGUUGGUCUAGGAGGGGCUGCGAGCCAAUGGAAUGGAAAGCCCCACGGCUCCGAAGCUUGCUCUGUUUCCGCCCAGCGAGACUCUUCCAGCUGUAUUGCAAUGCGUUCGUUUCACAGUCACACCACGAUGCCUGGCAGCAUGUCACCACCACAGAUUUCGACCACAGAGUCGGGGGACUGUUUAUCAUGCUCUCCCACCAGCCCCAGGCGAAGACGAUCGCGACAACGAUUUUGAUCUUCGCUGUUGAUGAUUUUGGAAGCGACAUCUCUAUCACCGAUCAGACUGUCGACAGUCGAAUAUGGUGGAUUUACUUUAUGCUAGGCUGCGCGACCCUCCUCCCUUGGAAUGCAUUGAUUACCGCCACCUCAUUCUUCUUGUCUCGCUUGGUCGGAUCGCCAUUGCGCGAAACGUUUACUUCCUACAUGACCACCAUUUCCACUGUGUUUAAUAUAUUUGCAGUUGCACAUGCCACGGCGACCUCGAAACGGUCGUCACCCUCUCAACGAGUUGUCUGGUCUACCGCAUCAACCACACUCGUCAUCGUUCUCCUGUUUCUCAGCACCUUCGUACACUAUCAACCAUCAACCUUCUUUUUCUUUGCAAUCUUAUGUUCCAUCUUGUUGGCGAUAUUCGUUUCCUAUCUUUCCACAGCCGCCUUCGCUGGAGCCUCGCUCUUCGGGGCUCCCUACAUGCAAUCUGUGAUAUCUGGUCAGGCUGCCAUAGGUGUGGUUGUGAGCGUGGUCCAGGUGGCCACAUCCGCCUUGUCCGUGUGGGGUUCGACAUCGGAAGCGAUUGCCACGUUCAUAUCAAAUGAUGGAGUUGGAGACGGAAAGGCAGAAGAAGAUUCUGCGCGGGCAUUCUUCGGAAUAUCCGCAAUAUUUAUGAUCAGCACGUUCAUCGCCUACGCCUGGAUGGCGCGGUUAUCAGUCUACAUUGACACUGUCGGGAUCUUGGAACAAAACGCCAAGCUUGAUGGAGCCCUGGAUAGUGCCGAUGAAAUGGGGGGGCUCGUAUUUCGCAGUACAGCCCAAGCAAGCCUUGAUGAAAGAAAUCAAAUAUUACGUGUGUUCAAGGCCAACAUCAUCUAUGAAUUUGCUGUUGCCUAUGUCUACGUGGUUACUUUGGCCGUCUUCCCCGUCAUUACAAUUACCAUUCAGCCAACCAACCCCAAUACCCAUCCAUUGCUAUUCUCUGCCAUUCAUUUCUUGAUGUUCAACUUCGGCGACUUCUUUGGACGAUACAUUUGUUCUUUCCCCAGAGUAAUAACGUGGUCCGCCGCACGCAUCCUGGUGUUCUCAAUCGUCCGCACCUUGUUCAUCCCCAUUUUCCUUUUGUGCAAUACAGUCCAGGGACCUUCGCAUGACUCCCCCGUGAUCAGCUCAGACAUUGUUUAUAUGCUCCUAGUAGGCGCUUUGGGCCUGUCAAACGGAUACGUCUCUACCCUCUGCAUGCUAGGCGCCUCCUCUCUAGAGCACAAUCCACGAUUACGAAAACGUCGCGAAGACGUCCCCGUUGCGAGUACUGUGGCUGGUUUCUGUCUUAUCGUGGGUGUUGCAAUCGGAAGUUUUGGAAGUUUCGGGGUGAGAGCUAUUGUUUGCCAAUGCAACCCUUUCGUGAAUUGA
Messenger RNA from Suillus paluster, 1721 nucleotides. RefSeq names its product nucleoside transporter-domain-containing protein. The transcript has 6 exons. Gene Ontology annotation, cellular component: plasma membrane; fungal-type vacuole membrane. Gene Ontology annotation, molecular function: nucleobase transmembrane transporter activity; nicotinamide riboside transmembrane transporter activity. Bases 126 to 1721 code for a protein of 531 amino acids. The record is from RefSeq and is a predicted model, not a curated record. Gene Ontology annotation, biological process: nucleoside transmembrane transport. Lineage: Eukaryota; Fungi; Basidiomycota; Agaricomycetes; Boletales; Suillaceae.